Pantherophis guttatus is the source of this 6226-nucleotide messenger RNA. Lineage: Eukaryota; Metazoa; Chordata; Lepidosauria; Squamata; Colubridae. The record is from RefSeq and is a predicted model, not a curated record.
GCAGCCGCUGCUUCCUGAAGACGGCAAUGGUAGUCGCGGAAACGGCCGGCGGGAAUGCCACGAACCUCAUUUUGGGAGUUGCAACUAACUCAGAGAUCCAGUGGUGCAUCAGCUACAUUGAGCAUAAACAAAUGACAAUGGCACGGAGAACAACCCAGCUGUCAGCCAAAACUACAUCCUGGGAAUCACUGACAAAAUCUCAAGCCUUGAAGAAAGACCAUGGGAGAAUCUGGCUGCUAUUUUCAUGAAUACUGCUGCUGAUUCUAGCACUGUCAGUUAGAAUGAGAAGAAAAUGAAUAGAAAUCAGUGGUGGAUUGCCCCUGGUUCGGACCGGUUUACAAGAACUGGUAGUAAAACCAGUGGGAGGCCCUGCCCACCGCCCUGGAUAUCGUCAUCAGCGAUCUGCGCAUACACAAUCCCAUUGCGAACUGGUGGUAAAGGAGGGUUCUAUGGACAGUUUGUAUGAACCAGUUAAAGAAAAUCAAGAACUACAAGAAGAUACCUGCAUAAGUAGCAGAGCUAAUACACCAGAAUGUGCUAAUGCUGAAAACACAACAAUAAAAGAAAGAAAGUUCAUCCAGGAUCCAAUAUCAGAAAAUGAGGUAUUUGAAAAAAACGAAGAUUUUCUUACAGGAGAAAAGUCUUAUUUACUACAAGAACCAAGGAAAGAAGAAACAGCAUGCCACGUUAUAGAUUCAGAUGAAAAUCAAGCUGAAACAAUGGGAACCUUGAAACGGUUACAGAAGUUAGUUCGAAAUAAGAAAGACAGUACGCACAGUUUGGAUGACAUCAAGCAUAUAUUAUCAUACAAUAUAUCACCACAAGAUCCUGGAUUCUCUGAAGGUGAAGAUGAAGCUCCAAUUUCAUGUAUGAAAUUAACAAAAUAUCAGGACAAAAAAAUACUGAAAGAGAGCUCAAGAUUAAAGGCAGACAUUGAGCCUAGAACAGAUCUUAUCUCAGCAUUGCUGGAUACAACUUACAUUUCUGGAAUUAACAACCUAGGAAAUAAUGACACCUGUUCUGAAAUGGAAUUUCAGCUCUGGAGUGAGUGGAAAUCUUUCCCAGAUACUCAGCUGAGUCCCUAUGAUUUCUUCACCACAAGGAUAGAAGAAUGGGGGAAAUGUACUUGUUGUUCACAUCAACCACAACUUACAAGCUCUGUCACAGAUAUGGAUCUCCCAAAUUCAUGGAGGUCAAGCAGCUUUGGAAAAUUUGACCAUCGCAGACAUCACUCAACAUCAAAACCAAAUGAUUCAUCUGAGCUAGAUGAAGUAUGUGCUACAUGUGAUGGCACAGAAUUGAGACAAAACAAACCCAACAAUGGAGGAAGCAUUGGAAAAAAGAUGCGAGCCAUUUCCAUGACUAUGAAGAAAAAGAUGGGUAAAAAGUACAUUAGGGCGCUUUCAGAGGAAAUGAAUGAAGGGGGAAAAAGUUUUUCUACUUCAAAUAGGGACAGUGACCCUGGAGGAGAACCAAUCACAGCUUCUAUAAAGGCAAGUGACUCCAUGGACAGCCUCUAUAGUCUUAAUAGCGGCCAAAGUUCUUCAAGUGGUGUAACUUGUUGUUCAGAUGGAACAAGCAACAGAGACAGUCUAAGGUUUGAUGAAGAAAUAAGUUAUGUUGGACCAUUCUGUGGCAGAGCCAGAGUACACACAGACUUCACUCCCAGUCCUUACGAUUCAGACUCUCUAAAAAUCAAGAAAGGAGAUAUAAUUGACAUCAUCUGUAAAACCCCAAUGGGCAUGUGGACUGGUCUGCUAAACAACAAGGUCGGAAACUUCAAAUUUAUUUACGUGGAUCUGAUUAUAGAAGAGGAAUCUGCACCCAGAAAGAUAAAAUCUCGCAAGAAAAGUAAAAGGGCCAAGCCUAAUUCUCUUCAGGAAUUCUUGGAGCAAAUCCAUCUCCAGGACUAUUUAUCAAGCCUUUUGCUAAAUGGCUAUCAGACAUUAGAAGAUUUGAAAGAUCUACAUGAAAAGCAUUUAAUUGAACUCAACAUCAAAGAUCCAGAAGACAGGACGAGGCUACUUUCAGCUAUUGAGAAUCUGCAGGACUCUGAAAAUGAACAAGACCAGGAAACAGAACCAAUGCCACAGAUGUUAAACCCUAAUCUCAGCCCUAACAAACUACAAUUAAAUGACUGUCCAAGAGAUUCUGGUUGCUAUAUCUCACCGGAAAUGUCAGACAAUAGUAAAGAAGAUCUGGAUGCAGAAAAUCUGUCUGACAUCAUCCAGAAAAUUUCCAUCGCUGAAUCAGAUUGAAACCUGCUUAUAUUUCCAGCAAAUUAUUAAUACUUACUUGGGAGUUUCGAGAAGUAUACUGAAAUGAUUUGUUUGUACAAGUAUACAAUAAUUAUAGUAUACAUUAUUAGUUUUGAGACUAUUUCAUUUUAUCAUUUUAUCAAAUUUUGCAAACAAAUAAUAUAAAUGUCCUAUAUUAUUAUUUGCAACUUUCUUAAAAUAUACUAUUUGGAUUUUAUACAGAAUUCAUAUAAGAUAUUAUAUUUUUACAAUAUGAGUAACAUUAUUUUAUAAUUCUGUUUACCUAAAAAUUUAAAUAUUUAAAUUUAAGUAUUGUAAAAAAUGUAUAUAAUUACUAUCUAAUUUGAAAUAAAACUAUAUAGCUAUACUUUUCUAAUGCUAUAUUUCUAUAUGGUACUUUUUCCUAAUACAAUUAACAUAUAACGAGCUAUUUUUUCAUAUAAAUAUUGCUAUGUCUAUUUUAAUUAAUCCACUGUGAAGAAUCAUGUAUAAUGAUGUUAAAACAGUUUAUAUUGCUUUAAGGUAAAUGAAUAUAUAUCUAUAUAAAUUACAUUAUUUAUGACAUUUAAUUCUGGAUCCUGAUACUUUGUCCAUAUGUUUAUUUUUCCCCAUAUAUUUUUCAUUAUUUUCUUCACAGUGUGGAAGAUUAAUUAUUAGCAGCAAGUAAUUUUCUUUUCUCAAAAAUUUUUUCAAUAUGUGUGAGAUGCAAAUAGACAUUUAGGAAUAAAUAUUUAUUACCAAGCAUUUUUUUUAAAAAAAAUGUUCUCAGUAAUGUCACAUCAGCUUUAUUUUAUAAUGAUAUAUAAAUAUUCUCUUGCAAAAUAAAUUAAGUAUGUGCCAUGAAGUCUGUGUCAACACUUUAGUGACCAUACAGAUAGACUUGUCUAGAAUGAUCUGUCUACAUCAGUCUGCUCAGCAUUUCCCAACCUGCUGGUACUGUAAAUAUGUCCACCCAUCUGAUACUGGAAAUCCUCUUUCAUCUUUCCCAGCAAUAUUGAUUUCUGGACCAUUGCAUAAUGUGUCUAAAGCAAGGGUGUCAAACUCACGUCGUCAAGUGGUGUCACGUGAGGUGUCAGGACUUUUCCCCCUUCGCUAAACUCAGCAUGGGUGUGGCCAGCGUGUGACGCAUCCAGCCCGUGGGCCAGGAAUUUGACAGCCCUGGUCUAAAGUAUGACAAAGUGAGCCUAGCUAUUUGUACUUUAACUGAGAACAGAAUAUUGCUUUGUUCUUUGAUCCAUAUGUUUUAUUUCUUGAUAAUGUGUGGUGUUUUCAAGAGUUUCCAUAACACCAUAGUUCAGAAUAAAAUAAUGUCACUGAAUUGUAAUGUAAAUAUUUUUUCCAAGAGAUGAUAUAAAAUAGCCUAGCUUUUCCAGCUGGGAAGUCUGUUUAAGUUCUGUAAUCGUACAACUUUAAAAAGCAGGUCAUCUAAUUUGGUUAAUGAAUUUGCCUAAAGUUCUUUGAGUCUAACUUGUCUCAAUUUUUUUUCAAAAUAAUGAACUAUAUUAAUACUUACAGCUAAGGAGAACUGCAUUAGGAUCAAAUGCAGAUACUGGCCACACCAUCGUCAUAUCAAACAGAACUUAUAUGACUAACCGUAUUGACAUGGUUGCAAUCUUCAAACAAACAUAAUUUAUAAAUAGUUCUGCAAAUAAUAUAUUGUGAUAUUUGUCCAGAAGGAAGGAUAGUACAGGAUGAUAAAGCAUAGAAAUAAAUAAUAAUAAUAGAAAUAAAUAAUAGAAAUAAAUAAUAAUAAAUUUUAGAAAGUGGAUUUCAAAUUGGAUUUGAAAUGAACAAUAAAGCAUACUUUCAGUAUUGUCAAAUGCAAGUCAGGUGGGGAAGAAAGUUAUUUUUUUGCUGUCCGUUCACUUUCUGACUUUUCUUGUUGAGUUGGGUUUAUCUGAAAGCAUGUUCUGUUUAACUUCAGUUCUGUUAAAAAUCCAUGGUUUAGGUGUAGGAUGAUCUCACUAACGUAUGUCUUUAUUUUAGUUUGCAUAAAUUGCUGCAGUAUUUUGGAGAAAGGGGAGAGUCUAUAAAGCUCCUGUUUAAAAGUUUAGGGAAUGUGAUUGGAAAUAUCAUUUCUGCCCGAGAAUUGUUACUAAGAAACUUAAAAAUAUUGAGAUGAUAGACAAAGUGUGACCUAUUGUUCUUAAAAGCAGAAUAAAAGGAAGCUGUUCUUGUUUUCAUUAAAAAAAAUCCUUGUUAACGAUAUGUUUUCACUGUAAACCACCCAGACAUAACUUAGGUGAGAUGUGCCAUCGAGAAAUUAAAUUUACUUAUAAUUUACUCUUACUAUUGCACUCAUGGAUUAAACCACAACUAUAGAACUGUAACAAAAGAGUUCAUUGGUGACUAAGUCAGACAAAUAGAAGUCUAAUUAGGAUUUAUGUUCAACUUCUACAGCAGUUGAGUCAUAUCUCUUACCCAUAUAGAAUUAGGCAUGCCACUGUCAGUUUUUACUUAUUUUUUUUACCAAGAAAGAAAACAAUACAAACUAAAUAAUCUAAAUCAAAUGUUUUCAAUAGUUAGCUGUUUUAAUAUGACUUCUGCAUUUAUUUUAUCUGAGGCAUGUCAAAGGCUACAAAAAAUAAUUGGAAUGGGACAAUAAACUAGCCAGAACUGGGCGGGGGGGAACGGGACAGGACAAAAUGUGACUUUAUUUUAAUUAAACUGAGCUAGAGUUAUAUUUGGUUAAUAUAUACUAUUAUAUAGUAUGACUAGGUCUCGUGUAUUUAAUAAUCCUUCUCUUUUUGUCACAUUCAAAUGACAAUUCAAUGGCAAUUGUUAGGGAAGCUAAGAAGUGGAUAUUAAACUUCCAGGAAGGUGUAAUGCCAAGAGCUCAAUAUGAUCAGAUUUCUGAUAUACAAAAUUUAUUGUAAUUAUCAUAAGCAAUUUAAUAAAUAAAUGGCAGCAGCAUCUGCAGCAAGUGUUUUAUUUGGGAAGGUGUAAAAAUGAUUUAGAAAUAAGGCCUGUACACUGCAUGCAACCUUCUGAAUCAUCUUCAUCUUUUGUAUGCAACAAUACCCUAGGAGAUAUGGUACAGAAUCAGGUACACUUGGAGAGGAAAUAUUUUGCCUUAGAAUGUGAUUGCAUCCUUCUUCCCUUAACCUUGGUUGAUCCCAUUUUUAUGGAAGAACAAGCAAAAAAGAUUUGUGGCUAUCAAUCUAUGCAAAAGAGCCUCUUUAGGAAUGGGAUAUGUAUAGGGGGAAAAAAAGAAAAUCUCUUGGAAACAAAGUUUACACCUUCCUUAAAUAGCUGGUGAAAAAAAGGGUAUGAAAAAUCAAAGUGGAAGUGCAGAAAAGCAUUUAUAUGAUUAUAAAUUUGUGUAUCCCUUAAUUUCUUAACUUUUUAAAUUUCAUGUUUUGAUUUACUGUUAAGAGAUCAAAUGUAAAUGAAUAGUGAAAUCCCUGUUGAGUUCAACUAUGGAGUUCAUACAUGGAAUCAGGACCAGAGGGGUUUUUUUAUUGUUAUUUUGUUUAAUGCCUAACAUUGUAUUCUUAAUUUUCUUGACUUUUGACUAGCUUGGACUUUUGUAUCAAUGUUUGAAAAGCCUUUGGUAUUGCAUUAGUGGAUUAAUUAAUAGUCCUUAUGUAGCCUUCAUUAUUAUUUGAAUUUGAAACCUCUGUGUUCAAGUGUUAAGAGGGAGGCAUUAAACGUUUACCUGAAAGGAUUAGCUUCAGAUUGUACAAAUGAAAGUCCAGGUAAAACUCAUCUAAUUAAAACCUAUUCAACUGAAAAUCUUAUUUAUCAGAAACGAAUGUUUCUUUUAUCAAUAUCAUCAACAAACUAUUCACCUGAGCAGCUAGCAAUAAGCAAGAGAGCUUCACAUGAAUGUCAAUUAAUUUAAUUUGCUUUUCAAAUAAACUUGCUCUCCAUGUGUGCAGUUUAAGUACUGUUCUGUGUAUCCAUCAUAUAAAGGUCAAUUAACCUCAAUUUCAGUUAUUGGACUUGAAUAAAAUAACCACAACUGA